Notolabrus celidotus (New Zealand spotty) is the source of this 1523-nucleotide messenger RNA. Its product is annotated as probable G-protein coupled receptor 82. The record is from RefSeq and is a predicted model, not a curated record. Gene Ontology annotation, biological process: G protein-coupled receptor signaling pathway. Bases 76 to 1254 code for a protein of 392 amino acids. Gene Ontology annotation, cellular component: membrane. Lineage: Eukaryota; Metazoa; Chordata; Actinopteri; Labriformes; Labridae. Gene Ontology annotation, molecular function: G protein-coupled receptor activity. The transcript has 4 exons.
CGGUGGUUGAUGUCUUUGAAUGAACAUCAGAGCUCCUGAAUCGCUGUCCGUCUCUUGUGUGUCCCUACAGAUCAAAUGGAGCUCACAUCAAACUCUCCUCCACCUGAUAACACUUCCUCCUUUAUCCUCUGCCCCACUGUUGCCACGCUCUUCCUCAUCCCUUCCACCUACACCCUCCUCUUCCUCGCCGCUCUCCCAGGAAACGCUCUCUCUCUGUGGGUGUUCUGUCGAUGCAUCCCCUCCGUCUCCCCCGUUCAUGUGUAUCUGUCCCACCUGAGCGCCUCCAACCUCAUGUCGGCCCUCACCAUGCCCUUCCUGGCGGCGUACUACGCCCUGGGCUCCAUCUGGCCUCUGAGGAGCGUUCCUUGUUGGCUCGUCUUACACCUCAUCACCCCACAGCUCCACAUCAACAUCUACAUCAGCCUCAUCAUCCUCACUUUGGUUGCAAUCAGCCGAUACGCCGCCCUCAUCCAGAACACCCAAGCCCCACGCCCGAACACCCGCAGCACCCUGGUGCCUUAUCGGUUCUUCGCCUGCCUCAAAAGAACCUCCUUCGCCCGCCGGAUGGGUGCGGUUGUAUGGGUUUUGGCUGUAGGGGGCAUCGUGCCGGUGACGCUUUACUACUCUGUAAAGGAAGCUACAGCCGGUACGGAUGGAGACGCAGGAGGAGGAGGAGUGGGGGUGUGUUACAGCCCACCUGUGGAGCUCGGGGGAAGGCUCUCUGCUGCGUUCACUGCCCCUCUGAUGAUCGUGUUCUUUGUGUUCUACCUGCUGGUGCUGCUGUGCUACAUGAUCGUGCUGAGACACAUCAGGCGCUCCAGACGCAGCACCAAUGUCCCCACAUCCCACAUCCUGCUGGGACGGGUGCUCCGAAACAUUGUGAUCAUCCAGGUGGUUCUUUCAGUUUGUCUGCUCCCGUAUCACAUCUUCAAACCCAUCUUUCUGUCUCUGGCCCAUCAUCCUCAUCAGCCCACAUUCUCACCUCAACCCAACAUGUGCCAUCCGCUCUCCGCCCUCAUAGAGCUGAAGAACUUUCUGUUGCUCCUGGCUGCACUGAGAGGAGCGACCGACCCGCUCAUGUACUUCAUGUUGGACAAAACCUUCAGAAGUGAAACACGGAGACUCUUGAGGUGCAACAAAACCGAUCCUGGAGGACGACAGAUGUUUUGGUCGGUCACUGGCAGUCAAAGCGCCGGACAGGCGGUGGAUGUAAAAGUGGAGACUGUGGAUUCGGGUGAUAACGAUGUUUUAUAGUCGAGAUAUUUGACCAGAGUCCUGAUGCUUUAAAUCUUUGUAGACUUUAAGUUAAGAUGCAUCCUCUCAGAAAGUGUUCCCUAGCAUUCUUAUCAGUGACUAAGCAGCACCACGCUCCUCUCUGCUCUUAUCAAACAUACUGAGCGAUAUGAUCUGCGGGGAGAACACAAUGCCAUUUUGUCAUUUUCAAGUGUACAUGGAAAUGUUUGUCGAGCAGCCGUUGUGUGCAGCAGCAGCAGGGUAUAAAUAUUUGAUGUGUGUGUCACAAA